AUGAUUAAUGAAAUUCAGCAAUGCUUUUAAUCUUCAGAAGCUUAUGCAAAAGUAAAAAAAUACAAAGACACAUUCCGUGAAUAACAAAGUCAAAUAUCGCCAAUUAUUUGUGAGGCAAUAUGUGCAACGAUGACUGAAGGCACUCCAAUGAGCAAAUUACUAGCCUUGAGACUUUGUAAAGAGAUGAUGGAUUUAAAAUCAGAUACAUUUAGCAAACAAGUCAAUGAUAAAAUUCUUUCGAAAAUGAAAUAAAUUGCAAUAUUUAAAAAACAUGAUCAAAGCGAUAUCAGAGGUAAAUAUUUAUUCUCUGACAAUCCAUCCAAGGAAAUAGCAUCAAUUGGAAAUAGCUUAAUGAAAUUAUGUCUAGAUUGCAUUAAAGUUUGGGCAUUUUGGUAUCCUUAGAGCAAUUUCAAAGUUGUCUAUGAUGAUUUAAUUACAUAAGGAGUUGCAUUUCCAGUAAAAUACACUUACUUCAAAGAAUACAAUGACAAUCCAUCAUCUUUGAAUUAAUCAUUUAUUCUAUCUUCUCACUCAUCUAAAGAAUAGCCAUUAAAAUAAUCAAUACCUAAUUAAAAAACCUAUUAAGAUGGACAAUAAUUGUUAUAACAAAUUAACGUUUAAAUUGAAAAUCUAGUUAAAAUAGUAUAAGAUUAAGAAUCGAAUGAGACUAUCAAUAACCUAAAUCAAAUACUCAAAAAUAAUUUAGAACAAUACAAUGGAUAAAUAGAAUAGGUUUUAAUCCAGAUUAUUGAUUCUGGUGAAGAGAAUUUAAUUAAUGAUUUAAUUUCUAAAUAGGAAAUGGUUCGUGAAAUCAAACAAGAUUACGAUGAUUAUCUGAUAAAAAAACUUGAUUGGAAUAAACUUAAUUAAAAAUUCAGAAGAUUCACUUAAUCACCUAUAACUCCUGAACCCGCUUAAGCAAUCAUACCUACAUAAUAAAAAUAGCAAUAGAAUCAAUAAUAAAUCUAAUCUAUUAAAUAACCUGUAACCACAAAAGCAGAUCAAACUCUAUCUGUCAUUCGAGAAGAAACUGUUUAGGAUGCCGAUCAAAUAGAUAAAUCAAAUAUUCUAUAGGAGGACAAUAAAAUAUCAAUGAAAUAUUAGUCUCUAGUAUUAAAUUAGACUGAAAAUAUUAAACCAGGUGCUUAAACCCUUCAAUCAGAAUUACAUAAAAAAGAUAAAUUACAAUAAGAUAAUAAAAAAUAGAUCCAUAAAUCUUUAUCUGUAGAAGUCAAUGAUGAUAUUAAUUUAAAUGAAUUUUAAGCUAAAAUAAAUAAAUAAACUGACUAUGCUAGUACUAAAUAAACGAAAUAAACAUCAUAGCCCCUUACUAAAAGUAUUGAAUAAUAGUCUCCAAAAGCAAUAGUUAAUUAAGUAUUAAGUAACGUAUAAGCAAACCAAUAAAAUUUAAAUUCAACCCUACUCUAUAGCACAAUUAAUAAUCAGUUGUAAACCAAUCAAAAAGAGCAAUAAUAAAAUUAAGAAGAAAAAGAAUUGAAUAAUUAAAAAAAUAAUUUUAAUAAUAAGGAAUAAUAAAAAGAUCAAAUAUAGUAAAAUGAGAAGGAAAUAAUUGAAUAAUAAUAAAAGUAGUAGUAAUAGUAGUUAGAAUAAUAAUAGUAGUAAUAAUAAUAAUAGUAAUAAUAACAAUAAUAAUAGUAAUAGUAACAGUAAUAAUAACAACAAUAAUAACAGUAAUAAUAACAACAAUAAUAACAAUAAUAAUAAUAAUAGUAAUAAUAACAACAAUAAUAAUUAUAAUAACAACAAUAAUAAUAAUAAUAAUAACAACAACAACAACAACCAUAAUAGUAAUAAUAACAACUAUUGCAAUAAUAGUAAUAGUAAUAAUAUUUUAAUUCGAAUGCAAAAAAAAAUAAUUUUGAUGAAUAAGUUAGUCAGUUGAAAUAAGGAUUAAAAAUAGAAGGAUUUGAUUAAAUUUAUAGCUUUUCUUAAAGAUAAUCAAACCUGAAUGAAAAAAAAAAUAUGAAUUUAAAGUAAAUUGAUACUUAAGUCAAAUUAGAAGGUUAGAUUAAUUAAAUUUAGGACACUUAUAUUAAGUAAAAGCAAAUGUAAAAUUUCAAAUAGGACUAAGCAAAUAACAGUUCAAGGAUUUCUUAGCCUUCAUUAAGUUUAAGUUAGGUAUCGUAAAGAAAACUAGAACACUCUUAAUAAUAGCAUCGAAGCUCAUCAUAAAAACGAGAAAAUUAUAGUGUGAAUGACAAAAUAGAGUUGGAACUUUUAAAGGAGGAAAAUCAAAAAUUGAAAUAAUAAGUGAAUUAGAUUAUUGAAAAAUAUGAAAUCAAAUAACAAUAAUAUUCCUAAGAAUUAUAAGACAAAAUUAACGAGAUUUCUAGCUUAAAAUAGGUAGUCUAUGCUAAGACUGAUAAAAUAGAUAGUAAUAAUUAGUUGAUGAAAUAAUUAUAAGAUUUCUAAAAACUUUAAUUGGAUUACUAAACUCUUGACUACAAACACAACCAAUUAUAAAAACAAUAUGACAAUCUGAAUGAAUAACAUGAACAAAUUUAGAAAGAAAUGUAAUUAAAAUCAAAAUAAAUUGCAUUAUAAAAUAAAGAAAUUUAUGAAUUAAAACAAAUUAAAUAAUAAGAGUUGGAAAUUAAGAAGAGAAGUGAAUCUGUAGGUUAAUACUCAAAAACUGCUUAGCAAUUUCAUCCAUAGAAUUCGAUUCUUAGAUAAAGUAUCUGUGACGAGCCUAUUUUGACAGAAAGCCAGAAAAGGAUUAUUUUUCCAUUCACAAAUCCAUUUGAAUACUAUAGGGACCGUUUGAAGAAUAAUUAGAAAGGUCAGGUCUCUUCAGCUUAUUCUGAAUGGAAAAACUUAAAUUUAGACAAUUAAAAUAUCGAAAAUUUAAAAUAAUCAAUUUUAUCUAAUUAAUCAAUACUUUUUGCAUGCAAAUAAUUAGAAAUUGGAUGUAAACUAGAUAAAUUGAAUGAAAGAAAAAUGAUAUUGCAUCUUUUUUUUUUGAAUUCCAAUAAGCUUUCUGGUUAUAAAAUGGAUUUAAAUUUUUAAUUUGUUAAUGAAAUAUCAACUGGAAUUCUAAAGAGAUAAUCAAUAUAAUUAUAUUAGGAUUCUUCUGAAGAUUUAGUAAUUGAAUUCAAUAUUAAUUAAUUGCCUUUUUCUAUUUCUUCUGUAAACAUAAAGCUUUAAACAACAAAGACAAUCAAUUAUAUAUGUUAUUUGCCAAUUUCGUUGUUUAGUUGCUUUCAAUUUUUUAAUUUAUCUUUAAAAGAAUAUCAAUCAUAUUGGCAAAUAGCAAAAAACUGUGUGAUCAGAAGCCAAGAAUUCGAAUACAAUUUCAAUUACGUAAGCAAUGUGUUCAGAAAGAACAUUGUAGUGAUAGAAUUAAAUAGCCAUAAAAAAAAGGAGUUUUUUGCUGGGAUUGAUGAAAUAAAAUAUGGAUCCAUCAUAUAGUGUGAAAACUCAAAUUAUUUGGUAAGAUACAUAUUAUAGCCAAAUAAUAAAAUGCUAAUUUAGAUAUGCCACUUGAAUGGAAGAUAGAACAUAUCAGAUUCUAUCUUAAACAUUUUAGUUUUUCUACUUUCUAGUUGA
This is a messenger RNA of Paramecium tetraurelia, 3567 nucleotides long. RefSeq lists its product as uncharacterized. NCBI's taxonomy places the organism in Eukaryota, Ciliophora, Oligohymenophorea, Peniculida, Parameciidae. The transcript is spliced from 5 exons. The record is from RefSeq and is a predicted model, not a curated record.